AUGACAACAUGCUCAAGAAGACCUCAGGGCACACAGUACGGAUACGCCAUUGCAGCACACGUCAGUUCAGGCUACGUCCAAGCUGGCAAUGGGCAGCGCAGGUGGUACUGGCAAGUCCGCACGCAUUCAAUUACAAGGCGCAAUGAUGAUGAGGUUCAGGGGCUGAACCUCCUGAGGGGGGAUGCAGUUGUAAGGGUGGAAGUACUCGGAGCGAACUGA
This is a messenger RNA of Letharia columbiana, 219 nucleotides long. RefSeq lists its product as uncharacterized. NCBI's taxonomy places the organism in Eukaryota, Fungi, Ascomycota, Lecanoromycetes, Lecanorales, Parmeliaceae. The record is from RefSeq and is a predicted model, not a curated record. The transcript has a single exon. Bases 1 to 219 code for a protein of 72 amino acids.